Sphenostylis stenocarpa is the source of this 942-nucleotide messenger RNA. NCBI's taxonomy places the organism in Eukaryota, Viridiplantae, Streptophyta, Magnoliopsida, Fabales, Fabaceae. The record is from the annotation of a GenBank genome assembly.
AUGCCAAUGGUGCCAUCAUGGAAGUUCCCAAGUUUCUUUGUUGUUUUGUUCACUUUCUUGUCUUAUUCUUUCUCUUCUAUAUUCACCAUAUCCAAUAACUGCCCUUAUACUAUAUGGCCUGGUACACUCUCCGGUUCUGGCUCACCGCCGCUUCCGACGACCGGAUUUCGACUGGACCCGGGCCAGAUGAUCAAACUCACUAGUGUUCCAGGGUGGUCAGGAAGGAUUUGGGCUAGAACUGGCUGCACAUUUGAUGCAACAGGAAUUGGCAAGUGUCAAACAGGUGAUUGUGGUGGACGAUUGGAAUGUGAUGGAAAUGGUGCUGCUCCUCCUACCUCAUUGUUUGAGAUAACACUUGGUAAAGGCAAUGAACAAGACUUCUAUGAUGUCAGCAUGGUGGAUGGCUACAAUUUACCAUUGCUUGUUCAACCACGAGGUGUGUAUGGCACUGGGGUCUGUAAUGCCACAGGUUGUGUCACAGACAUCAACAGAGGUUGUCCAAAAGAACUUCAAGUAGUGGGUGGAGAUGCAUACCAAGGUGGUGUAGUUGGGUGUAAGAGUGCUUGUGAGGCAUUUGGAUCGGAUCAGUACUGCUGCAGUGGAGAAUUUGCCAAUCCAAGUACAUGCCAGCCAUCAUAUUAUUCUACCCUCUUCAAACAGGCUUGUCCAAAAGCUUAUAGCUAUGCAUUUGAUGAUGCCACCAGCACUUUCAUUUGCAAAGCAUUUGAAUAUGACAUUGUUUUUUGUCCCAACAGCAACAGGGCUAAAAAACCAAAUGGUUCAUUUUCUCCUCCUCUACCACCAUCAAUUGGAUGGCCUGAUCAGAAGGUUCAGCAGCAGGUCCAUUCUUCUUCAGAUAUUCUCUUGCCCUUUCCAGUGACAUUCUUUCUCUUUGUUGCUACUCUCUCUGUGCUUGCAGCAAAGUCUCAGAAACUGAUAUGA